AUGGCUGAACCAUCUGUUUCACAACCACAUGACCCGCCGCCAGUAGUACAACCGGCGAGCCGUGGCACAAACCAUCCGGUCAACAACACCCUAGCCAGUGUGGCCAAUCUUGCUAACCUUCUACCCACUGGCACUGUGCUUACGUUUCAAGUACUCACACCUACAUUCUCCAACAAUGGCUCCUGUAAUCUUUCCAACAAGUGCCUCACCGCAAGCAUCAUCAUAUUCUGCGCCAUCUGUUGCUUGUUAUCGUCUUUUACCGAUAGCUUUGCCGGCAAGGAUGGAAAAGUUUACCAUGGUAUCGCCACGAGCAACGGCCUGUACAUAUUUAACACAGACAACUACUGCUGCGAGGACACGAAAGACCUGGACAAGUUUAAACUCAGUUUUAUAGAUUUUGUUCAUGCAUUUGUCUCAUUGUUCGUGUUCAUGAUCUUUGCUGUUGGCGACUCAAGUGUGCAAAGUUGUUUCUUUCCUGGAGCUGGAGCUAAUGAGAAAGAACUGAUAAUGAAUCUGCCAUUAAUAGCCGGGGUAUUGUCGAGCUUUGUGUUCACUAUUUUUCCAACUAGACGUAGAGGCAUAGGAUUCUCGCACUAA
This is a messenger RNA of Juglans microcarpa x Juglans regia, 597 nucleotides long. RefSeq names its product protein DMP10-like. Lineage: Eukaryota; Viridiplantae; Streptophyta; Magnoliopsida; Fagales; Juglandaceae. The transcript has a single exon. Gene Ontology annotation, biological process: endomembrane system organization. The record is from RefSeq and is a predicted model, not a curated record. The coding region runs from base 1 to 597 and encodes 198 amino acids.